Chionomys nivalis (European snow vole) is the source of this 2735-nucleotide messenger RNA. It is a transcript of the gene Vwc2, whose product is annotated as von Willebrand factor C domain containing 2. Gene Ontology annotation, cellular component: AMPA glutamate receptor complex. The transcript is spliced from 4 exons. The record is from RefSeq and is a predicted model, not a curated record. Gene Ontology annotation, biological process: negative regulation of BMP signaling pathway. The coding region runs from base 555 to 1532 and encodes 325 amino acids. Gene Ontology annotation, molecular function: protein binding. Lineage: Eukaryota; Metazoa; Chordata; Mammalia; Rodentia; Cricetidae.
AGACGGCGGGCUCGCGGGCUCCCAGCCAGCUUGCGUCCCAUUGGCCCUUGGGACGCGCUCGGAGCUGCUCCUCUCUUCCUGGGAACAGCGGCUGCCCGCCCGUCCCCGCAAUUCAGUUUGGGGAAAUUCCUUGCCUGCCUAGCGGGGAAAGCUAGGCUGGGCUUGGACGCUUUUCAUGCUGGAGACUCAGGGACAAGAACCGGGGAUGAGCGGCGGAAGGCGGCGCUAGCACUGACAGGACUCGGGGCCGAGGCUACCGGCCACUGGCUGCGGGAUGAACCGGCUGUGUCAGAUGCCUUAGCUGGGUGCACGCGCCGGGCGGAGGGCGCAGGUCGGACUGUGCUCUCCGCGGUCCGCCCUGCGCUGGUGCCCCGCCAGUCCCAGGAUGGGCACUGGAGCCCCGGGGCCGCGCCCGCUAGAGCCCGGCGUCCCUCCCGCGUCCUGAGCUCAUGGACGGCGACUCCCGGCUGGCAGCGGCGCGCCCCCGGGCUGUGAAUGCGACUCGCUCAUCGUCCGCGCUCCCCGCCCGCCCGCCCGCCGGGACGUGGUAGGGGAUGCCUAGCUCCUCUGCGAUGGCAGUUGGCGCGCUCUCCAGUUCCCUCUUGGUCACCUGCUGCCUGAUGGUGGCUCUGUGCAGUCCGAGCAUCCCGCUGGAGAAGCUGGCCCAAGCUCCUGAGCAACCCGGCCAGGAGAAACGCGAGCACGCGUCUCGGGACAACACCGGGAGGGUGAACGAGCUCGGGCGCGCCGCGAGGGACGAGGGCAGCAGUGCCCGGGACUGGAAGAGUAAGGGUAGCCGCGCGCUCGCGAGCCGGGAGGCGUGGAGCAAGCAGAAGCAGGCCUGGACUGCUCAGGGCGGGAGUGUCAAGGCCUCGGACUGGCAGGUCCGACCUCGGGGGGACACCCCGCAGGGGGAGCCCCCAGCCGCCGCGGCCCAGGAAGCGAUCAGCCUAGAACUCGUGCCCACACCAGAGCUGCCUGAGGAAUACGCCUACCCAGACUACCGCGGCAAGGGUUGUGUGGACGAGAGUGGCUUCGUGUAUGCGAUUGGGGAGAAGUUCGCCCCAGGUCCCUCAGCCUGCCCCUGUCUGUGUACGGAGGAGGGGCCCCUUUGCGCACAGCCAGAGUGCCCGCGGCUUCACCCGCGCUGCAUCCACGUCGACACCAGCCAGUGCUGUCCGCAGUGCAAGGAGAGGAAGAACUACUGCGAGUUCCGGGGCAAGACCUACCAGACUUUGGAGGAGUUCGUGGUGUCUCCAUGUGAGCGGUGUCGCUGUGAAGCCAAUGGUGAAGUGCUGUGCACAGUGUCGGCGUGUCCCCAGACGGAAUGUGUGGACCCCGUGUACGAGCCUGAUCAGUGCUGCCCCAUCUGCAAAAACGGUCCAAACUGCUUUGCAGAAACUGCUGUCAUCCCAGCUGGUAGAGAGGUGAAGACCGACGAAUGCACCAUAUGCCACUGCACCUACGAGGAGGGGACCUGGAGAAUCGAGCGGCAAGCCAUGUGCACAAGACACGAAUGCAGGCAAAUGUAGACUUCACAAUACAAAAACUCUCAUGUUUUUCUAGAAUAUUUUACUAAUGUGACAUUCUAGAUGACUCUGAGAAAUAUCAAUCAAAACCAGAAGACUUUUGAUAAGGAGUCAAGGAAAAUGGUUGGUACUUUUCCUUUUCUUGGUAACAAUUACAGCAAGAGACAGAAAUGGAUGUAUUUCAAAACAUCAAUAAGAACUUUGGACAUAAGUUCCCUCUCUAAAUAAAUGUGCUAUUUUCACAGUAAGUACACUAAAGUUCACUAUUCUAUAUUAAAUGUGUUUCUAUAAUCCCUCUAUUAGAGUCUUAUAUAUUAAACAAUGCUGUUGUCAACCGUCCUCACUGUGUUAGCCUUCAUUCCAUCAUAGGGGCUGCUGUGGUACCAGGAAUCUUUUCCCCUGCACAUGAAAUAACUGUAUGCUGUUAAGGGACUACAGAAAAUAAUGACUGCUUUAUAGAAGAAUCCUGUUCAACUGCAAUUUAACUAGUGCUGUGUUUCUAAAGCUUGCCCCAGGACACAUUCUAAUUCACAUAAACAGGCUUCCAUAUUUUAAUAACCCAUUUCUUUUAUCAGUUUGUCCUUAGUUUUUGGAAAAUGCAGGUAUAAAGAUUGCUAGCACAUACUUUUUCAGUUCUCAUAGUAGUCCAUAAACAAACACUUUGGGCAUUUCAUUUUCAUUCACAUCACCUAUUGUUUUCCUAGGCACAAUUUGAAUUCAUUUCCUGAGGAAGAGGAAGGCUGGGACAUCUGUGUUAGUACCCAUGAAGCUGCAGCUGUAAAGAAUUCUGUGUGUGCAUGCGGGGGUUUCCCUAAAUUCUCUGGAGAAUAGUUAAGGAAAGUCAAAUUCAUGAACAAGCUUAUACCUGAAAUACAAACUAUGCUAUAGGCAUCUUACUCUUGUCAGUGUACUGAUACUGCUUACUGAGGUAGAUGUCUGUCCACAAUAACAGACGGAGUGAGAUGAUAAAUCUGUCUUGUAUCAAGAGUAGUGCAGAUGCAAGUAGAAUUCUUUGUCCAAUUGUGUUUCAACAAGUGAAAAUGAAGACUAAGCACAGUCUUUCCUACAGUCAUAUAUAAUCCAAAUUGUUUUCAUUUGCACAUGGACUAAUAAAAAAGCUGCUGCUAGGUGUAACUGACCAUGCCAUGGUGACUGUGGAACAGUUCCCCUUUUAUGAACCACAUCAACACUUGGUAUACUAGUGAG